AUGUCGCCGAAACGUUUCCACAGCGAAGGUGUCGACCCUGAGCCUCUAGGGCGCCCUUUGACAUUUGAGUUUAGCGGUAGGACUGCUAUGAAUCGGUUCAUGAAGGCUGCGAUGACGGAACGCCUCUCGACGUGGGAUCCCAAAGAUUUUCUAAAGCGUGGGAUACCCACCAAGGAGCUGAUCAACGUGUACAAGAGAUGGGGAGAGGGCGGCUAUGGCGUUAUCCUGACGGGGAACACGAUGCUGGAGUAUGAUCAGCUCGAGGCCGCGGGCAACCCUAUCAUUCCCAGAGAUGCGCCAUUCUCUGGCGAAAGAUUCCAACGCUUUGCUGACCUGGCAUCUCAAGCCAAGGCGCACGGAAGCCUCAUCAUUAGCCAAUUAUCUCAUCCAGGUCGCCAGGUUUCCGCGGAGAUCCAAGAACACCCUAUAUCGGCAAGUGAUGUUCAGUUGGAAGGGCGUAUCCUAGGUAUGACGUUUGCAAAACCGAGAGCCAUGGAUAAGAAGGAUAUUCAGCAAGUGAUCGAUGGGUUUGCUCAUGCUGCGGAAUAUCUUUAUAAAGCUGGAUUUGACGGGAUCGAGUUGCACGGAGCACACGGAUAUUUGAUAGCGCAGUAUUUAUCACCGACUACCAACAAGCGAACGGACGAGUACGGAGGCUCGCUCUUAAAUCGCGCGCGCAUCAUCUUCGAAAUUGCCGAUGAGAUUCGCAAGCGAGUCAACGACAAGAAGUUCAUCGUGGGCAUCAAGGUCAACAGCGUAGAGUUCCAAGAAAGCGGGUUUACCACCGAGGAUUGCAGAGAGCUAUGCGCCGCCCUAGAGCAGCGCAGUUUUGACUUCGUCGAGCUAUCGGGCGGAACGUACCAACAGCUCGCCUUCCAUCACAAGCGAGAGACUACCAAGAAGCGAGAAGCCUUUUUCUUGGAUUUCGCCGAAAAGAUCGUGCCCCAGUUGACGAAGACUAAAGUUUACGUUACAGGGGGUUUGCGAACCGUAGACGCCAUGGUGAACGCGCUCAAGACCGUAGACGGGAUCGGAUUAGGAAGGCCCAUCGGUAACGAAUUCGAUCUACCGAAGAAGAUGUUGGACGGGCGCGUAAAGAGCGCCAUUGAGUACUUUGACGAGCAAGAUUUCGAGCUCACAAAUAUGGCAACGGGCACACAGAUACGACUAGUAGGAAAAGAUAAGGAACCGCUGGACCUGAGCCGAGACGACCACAAGGACGUGUUCCUUAAGUCUAUGCAGAAGUGGGCGCAGGAGAUGAGUGAGGAUAAAGAUCACACCAAGUACGGGUACGUCGACAUCGAAGGUCUGAAGUUGGAACCGUAUGGGACCCCGUACGCAUCAGCUUGA
Molecule: messenger RNA, 1350 nt
Organism: Annulohypoxylon truncatum
Lineage: Eukaryota; Fungi; Ascomycota; Sordariomycetes; Xylariales; Hypoxylaceae
Product: NADH:flavin oxidoreductase/NADH oxidase
Exons: 4
Coding region: 1-1350 (449 amino acids)
Molecular function (GO): oxidoreductase activity; FMN binding
Source: RefSeq, a predicted model, not a curated record